This is a messenger RNA of Papaver somniferum (opium poppy), 1092 nucleotides long. RefSeq names its product F-box protein CPR1-like. The record is from RefSeq and is a predicted model, not a curated record. The transcript has a single exon. NCBI's taxonomy places the organism in Eukaryota, Viridiplantae, Streptophyta, Magnoliopsida, Ranunculales, Papaveraceae. The coding region runs from base 1 to 1092 and encodes 363 amino acids.
AUGGGCAAGUUCAAUCUCAUGUUCCAUAAUCACAAUGAUGUUUAUACCUUUAGUUACGAUUCAUCGUUAUCUACAUGUGAGGAACUUAGUCAUGUCGAAUACUUUGAUAAAUCUAACAAGAAGCAAAUUGAGGUUUUAGGAUGUUGUAAUGGUUUGGUUUUAUUAAGGCACAUUUAUAUGCUUAACGAUACAUCAUUGUCCUUUGUUCUUAUCUUGUGGAACCCGACUACGAAUGAAUGUAAAAGAUUACCAAAUCCACCGGUUGGAAAGCAGGUUAAGGAUAGGAAUUAUGUAGAGUAUGGGUUUGGUUAUGAUGAACAAAUCGAGGAUUUCAAAGUGGUACAUUUGACAGAGGCUUUUCAUGGUCGUUGGUCUCAUUGUGAGGUAUAUGUCUAUACUCUGAAAGGGAAUUCAUGGACAGGAGUUGAUGAAGUUGACAUAGAUGGUUUAUAUUAUCCAAGAAUAAUUGAUAUGGGUCGAUGGCCUGUUAACGGAGCUUUUCAUUGGAUAGCACAGAUGGAACGAAGCGAUUUCUUGCACAGCUUUUUUCUUCUCCGGUUCGAGUUCGAGACAGACGACUUGGAUGCAGUGCCACUGCCGGAUUUUGAUGAAAAUGCCAUAGUAUGUUUGUGUGUGUUAGGGGGAUCACUUUGUUGUUUUUGUUAUAAUACUGAGGUUAUGGGUGUGUGGGAGUUGAAGGACAAUAGGGAGGACAAGGCAUCAUGGACCAAGCUUUUCACCAUUGAGCUAAGAGAACACUUUGGGGAAGUUUCUAGUUAUAUGCCCUUGCAAUUUUUAAAGAAUGGAAAGAUUGUGUUAGGGAUAGUGCUGGCUGAUAGAUGUUUGCAUAUUGGUCUGUAUGACCCAAAACAUUCUACAUUUGAAACUAUUAAUUCCCAUGAUGAAUCUCUAAGGGGUUGUGCUCUCAUUACAUCUGUUUAUGUGGAGAGUCUCUUUUCACUUGGCACGGGAACUUAUCUAGGGAAAAUACAAUGGGAGGCCUCAGAAGAAGAAGAUUUGAUUGACUCCUCGGAAGAAGAUAAUGAGGACGGUAAUACUGGCGGUGGUGGUGGAAGAAGAAUAAAGAAUUGA